Molecule: messenger RNA, 827 nt
Organism: Helianthus annuus (common sunflower)
Lineage: Eukaryota; Viridiplantae; Streptophyta; Magnoliopsida; Asterales; Asteraceae
Product: auxin-responsive protein IAA1
Exons: 5
Coding region: 45-641 (198 amino acids)
Biological process (GO): regulation of DNA-templated transcription
Cellular component (GO): nucleus
Molecular function (GO): protein binding
Source: RefSeq, a predicted model, not a curated record
CACUCACACAACCAACUUUUUUUAUAACAAUCAUACCAACCAAAAUGUCAUCUGAAGCAUCCACCAUCACGUCGGAGCCACCUACCACCGCCAUAGUCUCCAUCGGUAGCCUUAAUACCAAUGAUACAGAGCUCACCUUAGGAUUGCCAGGCGGUAACUCUCGAAAAUCAGGAGCGAAACGAACGUUUUCGGUUACAACUGAUCUAAAGUUAGGCGGGACUGAUCGAUCCAGCUCGGAAUGCUCCGUCUUAAGGAGAUCUCCUCCUUCAAAGGAGCAAGUGGUAGGAUGGCCACCGGUUAGAUCUUACCGGAAAAACAUGGCGAAGAGCGGUUGCAAGUAUGUGAAGGUGGCGGUUGACGGAGCACCGUAUUUAAGAAAAGUUGAUCUUGAAUUGUACUCAGGAUAUCAGCAACUUCUGUCUAGUUUUGAAGAUAUGUUCUCCUGUUUUGCAAUCAAAAAUGUGAUGGAGGAGAUGAAGUUGAUGGACCCUGUGAAUGGUACUGAAUAUGUUCCAACUUAUGAAGAUAAAGAUGGAGACUGGAUGUUAGUUGGUGAUGUUCCAUGGAAGAUGUUUGUUGAAUCGUGCAAACGAAUAAGAUUGACGAAGAACUCGGAAGCUGGAUCAUUGGAGACUUGUUGAAGUGUCGAGCACGGUUAGACUUUGAAUGAUGAACAUGGGAAUACAAAUUCCUAAAAGGAGUUGCGUUUUCUCACUUUUUAUGCCUCUAUAAUCGUCUGCAUCGUAGAAUUGUACUGUAUAACAUAAUGUGAUGCGUAGACAUUGUCAAGUAGUUGUUUAUAGAGCAAAAAUGUUAUUUUUGGUUAA